AUGAUAAUUGAUCACAAAGCCAAAAUAAUAAUAAAAUGGCGAAGUCGAAAUAAUUCCUUUCCCGAAGAAUUUCACUCCUUGCCAAUUUUAUUAUCAUAGGGUUCAGUUUUCCCGGUGAGACCUUAUCCAGCAAUACCAGGUAAGCACAGCCUCCUGACUGGUCCUUGGAUGUUUGGUGGGCAGAGGGUUUUACUGCUCGACACUUUCGAGGAGGAAGAUCCAUAGGCGGCACAAUGCGAAGGAGUCAAGUUUUGAGCAAGGCAACGCAGCCCGUGAGAUCUGGCCUUCAACUGGCCGUCAUUUGCUUAGGAUGGUCCACGACCCGAUAAAAAGGGGAAAUGCCCGGUGAAGUCUACUGGGGUGAGCCCUUGUGGCUUUGUUAAAUUACCCUGCGGAACCAGAGAAAUACGUUAAAACCUUAAGUAAUCUAAGUCUAAGUCUAAGUCUAGGUCUAGGUCUAAGUCUAAGUCUAAGUCUAAGUCUAGGUCUAAGUCUAAGAUCAACAAGCCAAAACGUUUUCACUAGUUUUGAAAUUAGCUUUCACAAUUUCGAUUCUUUCUUUCUUUUUUGGACUCGCACUCUCAUUAGCAAGUAUUUUAUCCCCUGAAUUCGUCUCCUUCGUCUACAAAGGUCAAUCAUAUGAAUAUAACUUUUUUGAAUGCACCAGCUGCCCAUCAGAAUACGACGGAACAACUUAUUCCUGCUUAAAGCACAACGCCUGCAAAUCAUCAGAAACUGAUCUCUGCAGUAAAGCCAAAAACCUACAAAGCGGACAUGUGGUAAUAUUAGCAUUUGAGAUAACUACCACAAUUUUGAUUGUUUUACUGUUAGAAAGACUGAUUUUUAUCUUAUUCAGAAAAGGGUUUGGAAAAACAAAGUUUCUUUAUUUUUUAGCAAUUUCGAUUGGAAUUCUGCGACUCGUUGAGUUCGUGACGUAUGCUGGGCUAACUUCUGUUGGGUUCGCUUCAGAUUGUGACAACACAGAAAACAUAUGCAGCGAAAAUGGGCUAAAGCUACUGCUAGCUUCCUUUCUCGCUAGUAGCUCUGGCUCAAUUCUUGUACUUAUUUUGCUGAAAUUGAAAAGUCUAAAGCUAGAGGAAAAUAAAGAACUUGAUGGAACUGAGUAUUACAGACCUUGGUUUUAUGGAAAAAUUUUGCCUGUGAUGCUGAUUGGAGCUGGCUUCUUACUCCUCCCUCCGUGAGUAAACAAAAAAAUUUUGUUCACUCACGGAGGGGGUUAAUUUUUUUUUUUUAAAAAAUUUAUAUAUAAAUUUUAUAGAAAAAAUUUUUUUUUCGAAAUUUUAAAAAAAUCCUAAUUUGCAAAAAUUGGGAAUCAAAUAUUAAUUUAAUUUAUAAAAUUUAUGUUUUAAAACGCAAUUUGUUAAAAAUUAAACAGAAUUAGCCCGAGAUUUCAUUAUACUAAUUAUCACUUAUAUAUCAAUUUUUUUUUCAUAAAAAAUUUUUUCUAUUAAAAAAAUUUUUGUUGACUCAAGGGAGGGUGGGUUUUUGGGCAAAAAAUAGGGAUUUUUCUAAUGGUUUGGUUUACUCACAGAGGGGGGAGUUAGGAGCCAGCUUAGGGUGAAGCUGAUUCUUUUACUAUAACAUUGAAAAGCAAUACGGGACACUAACUUAUAUGAAGGAUCAAGAUGGCUGGGAAAAUAAAGAUUUCACCUGCAUAACUGGCCCAGCAUGUGGAAGCAGCACUCACUAUGCUUCUGAAGAGCGCCUAUGUACCGCAAUCACCCGUGCAAAAAAUGCAGGGUAUAUUUAUUCGUGGCUUAUCUACAUCUCUUUUAUGUGUUUCUGUCUUUGGAUGGAAAAUUUAGCAUAUAUAGUUUUAAGGAAGCAGUUUGGGUUUUCUGAAACAAAUUUCCUUUGGCCUCCUUUGUGUGUGCUAUUUGGCUUGAUAGCUAUUCUUAACUGGUUCAGCAUAUCUGAAGCCUCUUAUAAUGGUUCUUGCAAAGUUGAAGCUGGUGACGAAAAUAUUUCGUUCUGUGUCGACCAAGGCGCAACUUUUAGUAUGAUAAGUACAAUGUGCUUGUUUUUGGCUGGGAUUUUAUAUUGUGUUAUCUAUUGCCAAAUGAAAUCUGAUAAAGCAGCAGCAAGACAGAUAUUCCCAAGAGGAUCUUUAUCUAUGAAUAAAAAAGUAUUAGAUGGGUCACCAAACUGUGGGAAAACAUUAGACGAAAGCCAUGAUGAUUUCAGAAAUUCAACAUUUUACGAUGAGAGUCCUACAAAACUGGAAAGACCAAGCACAACAGAUACAGUUGAAACUGAAGGGACAGCAGCAAUCAUUGUACAAGAACUAGAUAAUGUGACAAGGGAGAGUACACCUUUGUCAUCCAGAAACAUUGCAUUACAUUACGUAAUUAAAGUUCUAAGGAUCGAACACCACACUCCCAUUAAAGGGACAGAGUCAAAAUGGUGGCGUCACAAGCAUUUCCAAGGAAAAUCCCAAAUAAACCGCUUGCCACUCUUAACUGUGCUUCUCAUCUAACGCGAUGAUUGCGCCUUUCCCUGACUCAGCUUCUGCACAUUUCCUCCUAAGGGUCAACUUACAGAAAUUCUCAGGAUAAACCCAACCAAUAAAUUCCAUGAGGAGAGAAAAUUAGAGCUAAUUUCUCUCGAACCGAAUACCAUUUUAUUUAUUUGUCACACAAAAACAACGCUGACGGAAUUGUGAAGCCUCGUCAUAACAGAAAAGCUUAUAAUUCUUAUAAAGGAAGCUUUGACGGGCACGAAAAGAACUAA
Blepharisma stoltei is the source of this 2751-nucleotide messenger RNA. NCBI's taxonomy places the organism in Eukaryota, Ciliophora, Heterotrichea, Heterotrichida, Blepharismidae. The record is from the annotation of a GenBank genome assembly.